Messenger RNA from Stylonychia lemnae, 312 nucleotides. The record is from the annotation of a GenBank genome assembly. Lineage: Eukaryota; Ciliophora; Spirotrichea; Sporadotrichida; Oxytrichidae.
AUGCAAAAUACACUUUAAUAAGGCAAACACUAUGCACAAACUGGAAUAUUUCAUUCUCUAGACAGAAGUAAUGGUUAUAUUAAUGAUUAAAAAACUCAAGAAAAUCCUAAUUUGAUCAAAGUGACCCAUAUCUAUGCAGAUGGGGUUUACUUUGAACAUGAAAGAGGAGCAUCUGGGGAAGAUACUCUCAAGAGCAUAAAUUUAAAAGUUCAAAAUAGACCAGAUAAGGUAUACAUUGAGAAUGGGGGAAACACUAUUGUAGUUGUUCAUCCAACUAUUGAAAUGAUCAUUGGUAAUUGCCCUCCCUCUUGA